Molecule: messenger RNA, 648 nt
Organism: Komagataella phaffii GS115
Lineage: Eukaryota; Fungi; Ascomycota; Pichiomycetes; Pichiales; Pichiaceae
Exons: 1
Coding region: 1-648 (215 amino acids)
Source: RefSeq, a predicted model, not a curated record
AUGCGUGGUCCAAGUUUGUCUUUGUUUGUUCCCACAAAAAAGUUUAAAGGUAAGGACAUGACUAGUGAAGACAGACCAACUGAAUCCCUUCAAUUCAUUGAAAUGUUAAAAUCGAACGAUCGAAAGGUCAAUGAUGAAAAAUUGGCCAGAUUUGGACUUCCACCGAAAGAGAAACUUUUCAAGUAUGAGAUUGUUCCCCAACAUGAAGCAGAAACCAUUUUUGCAAGCAAGACGAAAUUGAUGCCUCUGAAUAUACUUUUUGAAGGCAAUGAAUCAUUGUCACCGGAAGCUACCAGUCCUUUCUAUGCAGAGAGUGAUCCCUUAACUUCGUAUUGUUCAGAAGGUCAAAAUUUACCUUGCAAAGUUCGACCGUGUAAAACACCAUUUCCUAGCUCCCCCUUGCCUCUUUCAAGCUCUCCUUCACAACAGCAUAAUUCUGAUCUUAUAUCAGAGCUGGAAUUUUCGUCUGAACCUCAGUCCCAAUUCUCAGAACUAAUUCAUAGUGAAACGAUUUACACAGCAGAAACGACUUUCGAUUCGAAGCCCAAUCUUAACGAAUCAACUGAUCCUCUGGAUUCCAGCCAGGAACACCUUAUUAGUACCGAUACUGUCAUAAGCUCUGAGUCAAUAAUACCACACUCACUGUGA